AUGUCUUUGCCGUUCUACUCCUUCUCUUCCCUCCUCCAAUUACCGACUACAAACCUCUUACCACCACCCACAACACACAAAUACAAAACGCUUCCACCCACCCACUCACGCCUCCAAAUGCUCGAAUCGCCCGUGCUGGUGCCCCGCGGGCCUGAAAAUGAUUCCUCCAGCUCCAACGCCGCCAGCCCGGUCCAGUUCAUCAAAGAGUACAUAGAGAAAACCCUCAACACACCGCCCGGGUUGCCCGUCAGCGUGGCAACAGAACACUACAAGCGCCAGCGGCUCAUAGAAGAAAUCAUAGAGUCCGAGCGCGAGUACGUGCAAAUGCUCCACAUACUGCAAACCUGUUUUCUCGACGUGCUGUCAAUCAACGACUAUAUUCCGAUGCAGCGGCUGAGCAAAGUAGUUGUCAAGAUCCUGCCCUUGCAUGAGAAUUUGUGCCGGCAGCUUGAGCGAGAAGUCGGCCAAAGCAUCAAAAGGUUCGACGAGUCCACAGAGCCCAACUGGUCCGACUUGUCGAUGACGUCGUGGGACCAUAUGGAGCUUUGCCAGAGAUUCGCAUUUCUCUUGGCAACAGAAGCGAUCGAGACAGACCAAUACCGCGAUUACGUCCACUACUACAACCAGGUCAGUCACCUUCUCACACGCAUGGGUCAGGAGAGUCAGGACCGACUUUUAUUUGCCGUUCUGUUCCGCAUCGAAUUGUGUCUUCCAAAAUACUACGCCAAAACGUCACAACAGGGCUACAAGCGAGAUUUUUCGUUCCGUGCCAUGAUCCAAUUGCCCAUCAAUCGGAUCACCAAGUACAGGCUGUUUCUCGAGUCGCUGGUGUAUCUGACCGAGCAUCCGACCAUCACAGAUUUGAAACGAUUGGACGAGUCCACAUGCGCGGCCAUCGCAGAGAGCAUCCAGGAAUAUCUAAAACAAAUGUAUUCCACAAUGAAGAGAAUCAACGAGCCCAAUUCAAACACGGCCAAAGAUUUGACGUUGACGCUGAUUCAAAACCGCCUAUCGUUUGAUUCGCCAGACGAAAGGCUCCCCAUAGAAGCCAUGGGUUCCUGUAGUGCCAGGGGCUGCUUCGCAGUGGUGUGGCCAGUGACAGACGAUAGUGCUUCUACAUCCGGGUCGUACCGCAGUCGCUAUUUCAACCCAUCGUACCGGUCCAAGAGGUCUUUGAGCAUAGAAAGCGAUCAGUUUGGAGUUUUUCUCUUCGACACGUAUUUGGUGCUUGCAGAAGUGCCCAGCAUGCAGAGAACGCCCAUUUGCGAAUGGCCGAUCAAGUUUGCACUGCGAUUGUCCAAUUGUCGUUUGGUGGAUGUUGUUAGCGAGAUGGAGUCGCAAAGCGACGAUUUGGGGCUGUUUUCGAACUGUGAAAACAGCCUGAAGAUCCAGUUCGACUAUGACUUCAAACUAUGGGAGAUUUUGAUUUUUUUCAGAGACCCUGCAGAGUCCAACGCCUGGCGCAAGGAACUGGAUGAGUGCAUGAACAGGGUUUACACUAACGGGGAAGAACUGCAACGCUUGUCGCGACAGGAAAGUGUAACACAAUCCACACUGGAGAGCACAUUGCAUUUUAGCGAUACCACCACAUUCCCAGAGCAGAUGGUUCCGUACAUCAGCUACAAUGAGACCCUAUCUGGACGUUUUGACCGGGCCAAGACCGCCAAAACCGUCAAGAGCGGUGCGGCCAAUUGUGCCGGGUUCUGUUACCGGGGAGAAAUGGCCAGCGUGGAGGUCGAGUUCCGAGAUUCGUUGCUGGAGCUUUCGCCGGCUUCGACGUGGUUCACGCGUGGGUCUUCAAGCCGGUUGGACCUCAGACCAGAAACGGGCUGCAGUCUGCGUGAACCCAGCAACUUCAGAGCGGUUUUUACGCGCUGGAAACGGGUGCAGAUAGAGCGAAGUAUGUGGGAUGUGUGGAGUCCGCAGUUGCAGAAGCUGUGUGUUGUAGACGACAAACGGGAGGAGUCUUCAUCUUCAGAGCUGGAACGGGCGUUCGUCAGAGCGGCCUCGGACAAUUUGAUUGCCACGCAAGCUUCCACGGUUCCUGUACGGUCGUCGUCGACUUUUAGGACCACACGAUGGUCGAUCCGGAGGGUCUUUUCACGGCGACGAAGUCGCCGAAAGAAACCCACAACAAGUGUUGUGCAUGUUUCAUGA
Lachancea sp. 'fantastica' is the source of this 2157-nucleotide messenger RNA. The record is from the annotation of a GenBank genome assembly. NCBI's taxonomy places the organism in Eukaryota, Fungi, Ascomycota, Saccharomycetes, Saccharomycetales, Saccharomycetaceae.